Myripristis murdjan (pinecone soldierfish) is the source of this 3219-nucleotide messenger RNA. Its product is annotated as protocadherin beta-15-like. Gene Ontology annotation, molecular function: calcium ion binding. NCBI's taxonomy places the organism in Eukaryota, Metazoa, Chordata, Actinopteri, Holocentriformes, Holocentridae. Gene Ontology annotation, biological process: homophilic cell-cell adhesion. Gene Ontology annotation, cellular component: plasma membrane. The transcript is spliced from 2 exons. The record is from RefSeq and is a predicted model, not a curated record. The coding region runs from base 1 to 3219 and encodes 1072 amino acids.
AUGUCUUCUUUUCUCAAUAUCAAUUCUGAUAAUGGCCAGAUUUCCGCUCUGAAAAGUUUUGACUUUGAAACACUGAAAACCUUCCAGUUCCACGUUGUUGCCACAGACUCUGGAACUCCAUCACUGAGCAGCAACGUCACAGUGAACGUGUUCAUUCUGGAUCAGAACGACAACGCUCCAGUCAUCUUGUAUCCGGUGAGCGCGAACGGUUCUGCUGAAGGUGUGGAGGAGAUUCCCCGCAAUGUGAACGCAGGCCACCUGGUGACUAAAGUGAGAGCCUAUGAUCCGGAUAUAGGAUAUAACGGCUGGUUGUUGUUUUCACUGCAGGAAGUGAGAGACCACAGUCUGUUUGGUUUGGACCGCUAUACAGGACAGAUAAGAACACUUCGCUCAUUCACAGAGACAGACCAAGCUGAGCAUAAACUGGUCAUACUGGUGAAAGACAAUGGGAACGUUUCCUUGUCUGCAACAGCCACUGUGAUUGUCAAGGCUGUGGAGCCCAAAGAGGCUUUUGCAGCUGCUGAUGUUAAAAGUUCAACUACAGCUGAGGAAGAGAGUGGUGUUCCAUUUUAUCUCAUGCUGACUUUGGGUGGAGUUUCAUCACUUUUUCUCAUCAGUAUCAUUGUGUUGAUUGUAAUGCAGUGCUCCAAACCCACAGACGAUUCCUCCAAGUAUCUACAAGACACAAAUUAUGACGGGACACUGUGCCACAGCAUCCAGUACAGAUCUGGAGAUAAACGCUACAUGCUAGUUGGACCCAGAAUGAGUAUAGGUUCUACCGUAGUCCCGGGCAUCAAUGGAAAUACUCUGGUGGUCUCUGACAGGAGACGGACAUCUGGAGAGAUAACAAUGGGAAGCGAAAGAUUAUGUACAGUAAAGGUAUACUGUUGGGGCUUUUUUUACUUGUCUCUGCUGCUGUGUUUCGGAAAGCACGCCUCGGCUCAGAUAAAAUACACGAUUCCAGAGGAGGUGAAAGAGGGAUCUAUUGUUGGAAAUGUUGCAAAGGAUCUUGGCCUCGACCUCACAUCUUUGACUGGCAGACGGUUCCGCGUUGUGUCUGGAUCUAAGGACGCUUUUUUUGAGGUAAACCAGAACAAUGGCGUCUUGUAUGUACAUAAGAAUAUCGACAGAGAGAAUCUCUGUCACAGUAGUAGUGCUUGCCUGAUAGAGCUAAAAAUUCUUGUCGAAAACCCUCUAGAAAUACACUAUGUAGGUGUAGAAAUUACCGAUGUAAAUGAUCACUCCCCUAUUUUUCCCGAAAAUGGACAGACAUUUGAAAUUGCUGAACAUACACCUCCUGGAACCCGAUUCCAACUUCACGCUGCUCGUGAUCCCGACGCUGGAAUGAACUCAAUCCGGACAUAUACACUGACGCCAAAUGAUCAUUUUGAAAUAGAUAUUCGUCAAAGCGACGAGGAUAAAAUGUUAUUUUUAGUGUUGAAGAAGUCAUUAGACAGAGAACAAAAGAUUAAAUACGUGCUAUUGGUCACAGCGGUUGAUGGAGGUAAGCCUCCAAGAUCAGGGACUCUAAACGUUUCAGUUAUUGUCCUUGACAUUAAUGAUAAUCGCCCAAUGUUCAGUCAGGAUACUUAUCAAGUUACAAUACAAGAAAACGUCUCAUUUGGCACUAUUGUUACAAGAGUGAAUGCAACAGAUCCUGAUGAAGGGACUAAUGGUGAAAUCGAAUACAGCCUUGGCAAAACCUUGAGACGAAAAGUCUACGACCUGUUUGAAUUGGAUCGCUUAAGUGGAGAAAUUAAAGUGAAAGGAUUGGUAGAUUUUGAGGAGGCAGAAGUUUAUAAACUAGAUGUACAAGCAUCAGAUAAAGGAUCACCCCCGUUAUCAGCUGAGUGUAUGGUCAUUAUAAAGAUAGCAGACGUCAAUGAUAAUCCACCAGAAAUAGAAGUCACAUCACUCUCAAAUGCAGUGUCUGAAGACUCAAGGCCUGGCACAAUUAUUUCCCUGAUUAGUGUAACAGAUAAAGACUCUGGUGCCAAUGGCAAAAUAAUUUCACGGAUAUCAGAGGACUCACCUUUUGAAUUAAAACCUUCCUAUAAGGAGAACAUAUAUUCAGUUGUCACUAAGGGAGAAUUAGAUCGAGAGGUGGUGCCACAUUAUGAUAUAACAAUAAGAGCUACUGAUUGCGGUGAGCCACCUUUAUCGACUCUCAAAACCUUAAGUGUUCAGGUAUUAGAUGUAAAUGACAACAGUCCACGUUUCUCCCAAAAUCCGCUGGAGUUGUAUCUAGUGGAAAAUAACCGUGCUGGUACCUCAAUAUUCUCUGUAAGCGCAUCGGACACUGAUCUGAAUGAAAAUGCAGUUAUAUCUUAUCAUAUUGUCAGAGAAGGGAGUCAAAAUGACAUGACAUCCUUCCUGAAUAUUAAUUCUGAUAAUGGUCAGAUUUCCGCACUAAAGAAGUUUGACUUUGAGGCACUGAAAUCCUUCCAGUUCCAAGUUGUCGCCACAGACUCUGGAACUCCAUCACUGAGCAGCAACGUCACAGUGAACGUGUUCAUUCUGGAUCAGAACGACAACGCUCCAGUCAUCAUGUAUCCAGUCAGUGUGAACGGCUCUGCUGAAGGUGUGGAGGAGAUUCCCCGCAAUGUGAACGCAGGCCACCUGGUGACUAAAGUGAGAGCCUAUGAUCCGGAUAUAGGAUACAACGGCUGGUUGUUGUUUUCACUACAGGAAGUGAGUGACCACAGUCUGUUUGGUUUGGACCGCUAUACAGGACAGAUAAGAACACUUCGCUCAUUCACAGAGACGGACGAGGCUGAGCAUAAACUGGUCAUAAUGGUAAAAGACAAUGGGAACGUUUCCCUGUCAGGAACAGCCACUGUGAUUGUCAAGGCUGUGGAGCCCAAAGAGGCCUUUGCAGCUGCUGAUGUUAAAAGUGCAGCAAAAGCUGAAGAGGAGAGCAAUGUUACUUUUUACUUGAUGAUUACUUUGGGCGCAGUUUCAGCACUUUUCAUAAUCAGUAUCAUUAUUUUGAUUGCAAUGCAGUGCUCUAGAUCCACAGACUAUUCAUCAAAGUAUCUGCAAGACACAAAUUAUGACGGGACACUGUGCCACAGCAUCCAGUACAGAUCUGGAGACAAACGGUACAUGUUAGUUGGACCCAGGAUGAGUAUAGGAUCUACUAUAGUUCCGGGCAACAAUGGAAAUACGCUUGUGGUCUCUGACAGGACACGUGCAUCUGGAGAGGUAAGGAAUUUCUGA